UCUGCAGUCGGGACUUCAGAGUGCGGUGGGUGUCUGAGCUGUUGUCAGGAUCUGGUCAACUUUUUACACUUUUUGUGAUUUUUGUUCGCAGUUUGACAGAUUUUCAGAAUGGACGUUGCCACAGCAACAGCGGAAAAUGCUGGAGAGAUGGUGAAGGACGAGUUGGCUGAAAAAUGUCAGAAGUUAUUCCAGGCUUUCUUGGAGGAGUUUCAGACCGGGGAUGGGGAGGUGAAGUAUGUCCGGGAGGCCGAGGAGCUGAUCCGGCCUGAGAGAAACACUCUGGUGGUGAACUUCACAGACCUGGAGGGUUUUAAUCAGGAGCUGGCCACAACCAUCCAAGAGGAGUACUACAGAGUUUACCCCUUCCUGUGUCGGGCUGUGCGUAACUUUGCCCGAGAUCAUGGAAACGUUCCUCUUAACAAAGAGUUUUACAUCGCCCUUGAGGAUCUGCCAACCAGACACAAGAUCAGAGAGCUGUCCUCAAUGCGUAUCGGGACCCUGGUGAGGAUCAGUGGUCAGGUGGUGAGGACGCAUCCAGUACAUCCUGAACUGGUGAGCGGUACAUUCUUGUGCAUGGACUGUCAGGCGGUGAUCAAAGACGUCCCUCAGCAGUUCAAAUACUCUCCACCGACUAUCUGCAGAAACCCCGUCUGCAACAACCGCUCCCGCUUCCACCUCGACACACACAAGUCCAAAUUCAUCGACUUCCAGAAGGUGCGUAUUCAGGAGACACAGGCAGAGCUGCCUCGUGGGUCGAUUCCCCGCUCCUUGGAGAUCAUCUUGAGGGCCGAGGCUGUGGAGACGGCUCAGGCUGGAGACCGCUGUGAUUUUACCGGGACUCUCAUCGUCGUGCCGGAUGUCUCUCAGCUCAGCACUCCAGGUGUGCGAGCAGAGUCCAGCACCCGUGUCCCUGGUGGACGUCAGGGUUUUGAAGCUGAGGGUUUGAGAGGCCUGAAGGCUCUGGGAGUCAGAGAGCUCUCCUACAGACUGGCCUUCUUGGCCUGCAAUGUUGCCCCGACUAACCCACGAUUUGGUGGUAAGGAGCUGCGUGAGGAGGAGCAGACAGCAGAGAGCAUCAAGAGUCAGAUGACAGAGAAGGAGUGGGAGAAAGUGUUUGAGAUGAGCCAGGACAAAAACUUGUAUCACAACCUGUGCACCAGCCUCUUCCCCACCAUCCACGGCAAUGAUGAGGUGAAGCGUGGCAUCCUGCUGAUGCUGUUUGGAGGUGUUCCUAAGACGACGAUGGAGGGAACAUCUCUGAGAGGAGACAUCAAUGUGUGCAUAGUUGGAGACCCCAGCACAGCCAAGAGCCAGUUCCUGAAGCAUGUGGAGGAGUUCAGCCCUCGAGCCGUGUACACAAGCGGUAAAGCCAGCAGUGCUGCAGGUCUGACGGCCGCUGUAGUCCGAGACGAGGAGUCCCAUGAGUUCGUCAUCGAGGCCGGAGCUUUGAUGCUGGCUGACAACGGUGUGUGCUGCAUCGAUGAGUUUGAUAAAAUGGAUCUGAAAGACCAGGUGGCGAUUCAUGAAGCCAUGGAGCAGCAGACCAUCAGCAUCACCAAAGCUGGAGUCAAGGCUACUCUGAAUGCUCGCACCUCCAUCCUGGCUGCUGCUAACCCUGUGGGCGGGCGCUAUGACCGCAGCAAGAGCCUGAAGCAGAACGUCCAGCUGACGGCACCCAUCAUGAGCCGUUUUGACCUCUUCUUCAUCCUGGUGGACGACUGCAACGAGGUGACAGACUACGCCAUUGCUAGACGCAUCGUGGAUCUGCACUCCCGUGUGGAGGAGUCUGUGGACAGGCUGUACUCUCUGGAUGAGAUUCGCAGAUAUCUGCUCUUUGCCAGACAGUUCAAACCUAAGAUCUCCAGUGAAUCAGAGGAGUUCAUAGUGGAGCAGUACAAGCGUCUGCGGCAGCGUGAUGGAGCAGGAGGCAUGUCCAAGUCUGCAUGGAGAAUCACAGUGAGGCAGCUGGAGAGCAUGAUCCGCCUUUCAGAGGGCAUGGCCCGCAUGCACUGCUGUGAUGAGGUGCAGCCCAAACAUGUAAAGGAAGCUUUCCGCCUUCUGAACAAAUCCAUUAUUAGAGUGGAGACGCCUGAUAUUAACCUGGAGCAGGAGGAGGAAAUGGAGGAAGAGGAGGAGGAGCAGCAGCAGGAUGGAAACAUCCCUAACGGAGUAAAUGGUGUGAAUGGUCAUGUUAACGGGGUUAACGGGAUCAACGGGCAUGCAAAUGGAAUAAAUGGCCAUGUUAAUGGUAUAAACGGACAUGCUGAGCCUGGCAGCCAACCCAAAGCAUCCCUCCGUCUGUCCUUCAGUGAGUACAGACGCAUCUCCAACCUGCUAGUGCUGCAUCUACGCAAGAUGGAGGAGGUUGAAGAAGAAGAGGAGCUGAAGAAAAGUGCAGUGGUGAACUGGUAUCUAAAGGAGAUCGAGUCAGAGAUCGACUCUGAGGAAGAGCUCGUCAAUAAGAAGGGUCUGAUCGAGAAGGUCAUCCACAGGCUGGUGCACUAUGAUCACAUCCUUAUCGAGCUGUCCCAGGCUGGUCUGAAAGGCUCGGAGUCUGCAAGCACAGAGGAAGAAGUUGUACUGGUCGUCAAUCCCAACUACACCUUAGAGGAUUAAAUUCUCGAUUCAGCCCUCUGCUUUGAAGCCCUCCCUUUCUAUAAAACAUGUUAAACUUAAAAGACGAUGUUAAAAGUGUGUUUGAUCCCUCAUAUGCAACACAUAACCAACAGUAGCAUAUGAAAUGUUACAAGACUUGUUUUGAGUUUACCAGCUCUUUUGUACAGACUAUUCUGAGGCUCUUGAAGAAAAAAAUGUUUCUCAUUCAAAGCGACUUAUGUAAAUAGACUGCUCUUUUUCCUCUAGUUUGCUGUUUGGCAUCUAGUCAAGGAAACUGCCAUGUAAUGUGUCAGUGCUAAGUUUUUGUGACUGUUUUGCAGGUAUAAAUGAAAUUCUACCUUUCUGUGGUUUCAAGUUAAGCUUUUUUGUAAAAUACUGGCAAGAAGUGAAGAGUAAUGUUGUAUAAAUAAAUAAAAUGUUAAAAUUGUA
This is a messenger RNA of Cheilinus undulatus (humphead wrasse), 3045 nucleotides long. RefSeq names its product minichromosome maintenance complex component 6 (gene mcm6). The coding region runs from base 109 to 2616 and encodes 835 amino acids. Gene Ontology annotation, cellular component: MCM complex; nucleus. The record is from RefSeq and is a predicted model, not a curated record. Gene Ontology annotation, biological process: mitotic DNA replication; double-strand break repair via break-induced replication; DNA replication initiation. Lineage: Eukaryota; Metazoa; Chordata; Actinopteri; Labriformes; Labridae. The transcript has 18 exons. Gene Ontology annotation, molecular function: ATP binding; single-stranded 3'-5' DNA helicase activity; single-stranded DNA binding.